GAAAGGAGGUCAAGCUUGCUUGGUUUGCAAUCUAAUGGAGGUUCCCUCCGCUUUCUUCCCUGUCAUCCUCAUUCUGUUUAUCAGCAGCAGCAGCAGCAUCCAGACCUGGUGUUUCAUGCCCCAAAGCGAGAAUAAUUGCUCGGUUGCACCGCACAUUAAUGGCGAUUCUGUCGAGAUAAGGUUCCCUUUCCGGCUCAGUGAUCAGCCAGAGUCAUGUGGGUAUCCAGGGUUUGAACUCUACUACGAGGGCGAGGGCGAGGGCGAGGGCGAGGGCGAGUCACUCAUGCUCAAGCUUCCAUUUCUUGAUCAGCCAUUUGGAGUUUAUUAUAUAGACUAUGGUUACCAAGUCCUUUUGGUGUCUGACCCAGGCGACUGCCUCUUCAUGAGACUUCUCAAUCUCAAUCUCUCAUCGUCGCCCUUCCGCCUUUUUAAUGCAACAGAUUAUGAUACCCCGGAGGUGUAUAUUCUCGGCCGUUCCUAUUAUAGUCCACGAAUUUCUAACUACGAGCCAUAUUAUGGAUAUAAUAAGCCUCUCAAUUGUUCAUCAAGAGCAUCAUCACAUGGUGGCUAUUUGGCAGAAAUUUAUUGUGCAAGCCAUCUUCCUGGUUACUACUACUGGGCCACGGACUUACCCUCGGAAACACUUGCAUCAUUCCAAUGUCAAGUAUUGACAAACGAUAAGUUUUUUAUGUUUAUAAACGACGAUGGGCCGCUAUAUAAUCUUUUGCUCCUGAAAUGGGAUCAACCAGACUGUGGAUAUUGCGAUUAUGGUUGUAGACUUAACAGGAUAAGCAAUGAAACUGAUUGCUAUGUCCCGACAUGGAAUGAUCCUCCAUCAUUGUAUCUUGAUCCAAGUUUCGGCAAAGCUUCCCGAGCAAGGAAUCUCACCAUAGGUCUUGUCAUUUCGAUAACUUUUGUGGUAGUAGCAAUCGCAGUUCUGAUAACCCACAUAAUGUUAAUGAGAAAGAUGAAGCAUAAGAAAAACCUCAAGAUUGAAAUUUUCUUGAAGGAGUACCAGCACAUGAAACCGACAAGGUAUUCCUAUUCGCAACUCAAGAAAAUGGCAGACAACUUCAAGGUAAAACUAGGCCAAGGAGCCCACGGCAGUGUGUUCGAAGGGAAGCUACCCAACGGAUUGCCCAUGGCUGUUAAGGUUCUUGACAAUCAAACUCUAAGUGGAGAGGAGUUCACCAACGAGAUUGACACAAUUGGGAGGAUCCACCAUGUCAACAUCGUUCGCCUGUUAGGAUUCUGCGUCGAGGGACCUGCAAGGGCACUUAUCUACGAGUUCAUGCCAAAUGAAUCACUAGAAAAGUACAUAGCCAUGGAAGAGGGAAAGAACGUGUCCGUCUUCUCUUGGACCAAGCUGCACGAAAUCAGCAUGGGCAUAGCUCUGGGGAUGGAGUAUCUUCACCAGGGAUGCGACCAACGAAUCCUUCACCUCGACAUCAAGCCACAAAACAUCUUGCUCGACCAAGAAUUCAACCCGAAGAUAUCCGAUUUCGGGCUGGCAAAAUUGUGCUCCAAGGAGAGGAGCCUCGUGUCCAUGACUGCGGUCAGGGGCACCGUCGGCUAUAUAGCGCCAGAGGUUUUCUUAGGCAGCAACAGCACAGUUUCGCACAAGUCCGACGUCUAUAGCUUCGGAAUGCUGCUGCUGGAAAUGAUUGGUGGAAGGAGAAAGAUGGAUGAAUCGGACGAAAGUUCUCGCCAAAUUUACUUCCCGGAGUGGAUCUAUCAGCAGUUAAAGCAAGGGGGAGAGCUAGGAUUGGUCACUGACAAGGAGGAAGACGUUGAGAUUGCAAAGAAGCUGACGAAGAUUGCGUUGUGGUGCGCGCAAUGGAGACCAGUGGAACGGCCAUCCAUGAAGCUGGUAGUUCAAAUGCUGGGAGCAAGCCAGGAAAACUUGCCGAUGCCGCCUAAUCCCUUCGCUUCUUGUCUGGAGGAAAAGAUUCUGGAUUGCAUAGAUAUCGUAGAGGAAUAAAAGGUUGCUUACAUCGAUGAAUGUAAGAGAGAGAAAUUAUGUAUGCAUAUGGACUGCCUUAAUGUACUCUGUUUGUAUAAGUUUCUUUGUCAAAAAUGUUUGAAGAAACUUGAUAAGAAAUCAAUGUUGGUUAUUAUCUUU
Molecule: messenger RNA, 2122 nt
Organism: Zingiber officinale
Lineage: Eukaryota; Viridiplantae; Streptophyta; Magnoliopsida; Zingiberales; Zingiberaceae
Product: rust resistance kinase Lr10-like
Exons: 3
Coding region: 35-1981 (648 amino acids)
Biological process (GO): protein phosphorylation
Molecular function (GO): protein kinase activity; polysaccharide binding; ATP binding
Source: RefSeq, a predicted model, not a curated record